CUGUGUUGACGCGCCAUGAGUUGGUGUCUUUGCCAAAAAUAAUGUCGUCAGCUGGUUUUGCGGCUGGGUGUAGUGGGGAGAAAAUCCCUUCUCAUUAGAAAUGAUGUGUCAUGUUUCAGAGUUGGCGUCGCCGUGUGAGAAUAACAAUUAGUCAGCAGAUCAGCCGGUUAUUUUAUGCUGACAGCUCUGCGUGUGACCUGAUUGAGGGAGUGUGUGCGGGGUGACCGGAUGCAGUUGUUUUGAAAUAUUUAGCUCUGUCCUCUGAGGGACGCUCGGUUUUGCUUCUGUCUCCGUUCUGAGCAGCUUCUGCCUCGGUUCGUCUCAUGAUGGCGAUCAAUAAGACCUACGUUAGGGUCGUUUACUCUUCGCUCGGCGUGAUCCUGGGGGUCUCUGCCUUCCUGGUGUGGAACAUCGUGUACAAACAGCCGUGGACCGGAGCCAUGGGGGGUCUGUCAGGUGUGUUGGCCCUCUGGACCCUGAUCACCCAUGUCAUGUACCUUCAAGAUUACUGGCGGACGUGGCUAAAGGGUCUCAAGUUCUUUCUUUACGCUGCGGUUUUCUUCUCACUGCUGGCCGUCGUAGCCUUUAUCUCUUUCCUGUCCAUUGCCAUCAGCAGGAAGGAGUCUUUCACUGAUCCUGAGAGUCUCUACCUGUCAGCUGUGUGGAGCGCUAUGAGCCUGAAGUGGUCCAUCCAGCUCCUCCUGGCUGCUAAACAUUACCGCAAAGAAUUUGCUGACAUCAGCAUCCUCAGUGACUUCUGAAUGGACUGCACGCUCCUACAGCUACCACGCAGAGACUUUGAAGUUCAGUCACUGAGCUGGCUGCUCAACCUGACCAUGCAUUGGAGUGAUUGCUAGAAAUUCAUUUGUUUUCUUAAGGAUGAUGUCUCUUCUUAUCUAGGUGCCACCACCUCCUUUUCCUACUGUAGGAAGGAAUUAUGUUUAAUCCAGCAGUUUAAUCUAAUGCUGGAAUUUCAACACACUGUGGAUAUAACAAGUUACAGUUUCAUGCUACAGCCACUAGAGGUCACUGCCUUCCAACUAUGGCUAACCAGUUUGGACUUCUGUAUAUAAACCUGACCCAGUUGCUCACUUAUUCUUUUUACAUAUCAUGGCUCAUCUGCCCUACGGUAAGAAUAGGGUUCUUAAAGAGAAAUCAACUCCCAUCACUGCUUAAUCAGUGAGUGAAAAACUAAAACAGAGGUGGUCAGUACAGCACGAUGACUUUCUUCUAGAUAUAUUCAUAUUGAUAGACCUUCUAGAUAGAUAAACGUCAUGUAUUUUUAAUGUAAAGAAGGAAGUUUUGGAGCAUUUAUAUUUGUUUGGAAAACAAAAAAGAAUCCAAGAUUGUGUUUGCUUGGAUGUUCAUAUUAUGUUGCCCUUCUCAUUAACAAACACUGCCGUUGUUUAAUGAGAUUGUUUCUCGUCUUCCCUUUAAGCAUAUGUCAUUGGGAUUCAUCUCUACGCUAAUCUAAAGCACUAUGCCAUUACACAGCCACAUGUAUCCAUCAAUUAAAUGUAGCACUGUGUUUCUUUUCUACAUGAUUGUCUGGGAGACCUUUAUUAAAGUGCACCUUUCAUAUCUA
This is a messenger RNA of Girardinichthys multiradiatus, 1585 nucleotides long. Its product is annotated as heme transporter hrg1-A-like. Gene Ontology annotation, molecular function: heme binding; heme transmembrane transporter activity. The transcript has 3 exons. The coding region runs from base 324 to 761 and encodes 145 amino acids. The record is from RefSeq and is a predicted model, not a curated record. Gene Ontology annotation, biological process: heme transport. Lineage: Eukaryota; Metazoa; Chordata; Actinopteri; Cyprinodontiformes; Goodeidae. Gene Ontology annotation, cellular component: lysosomal membrane; plasma membrane.